UAGAGGGAGUGACGGGAUCAGGACACAGAGUGUGACGCACGGUGACUCACGUAACAACGUCCUGUGACGACUGCUGACUGCAAAUAUGAAGAAGGUAGUGUGGCUGGUGAUGGUGGUGGUGGUGCACACUGCUCCCGUGGAUCAAGAGCCAGUGCCCAGGACACAACUCCUCGACCAGCAACACCUGACCCCACGGCCGUACGCCUUCAAGUUCAUCAUCAACGACGAGGUUGAGAACGUACGUUUCGCCCAGGCUGCUCAGGGGGACGACCAGGGUCGUGUUCGUGGCACCUACUCUUAUGUUCGCCCUGAUAAUGUACUUGUUAUUGUCCAUUACACUGCUGACGCCGAGGGCUUCCAUCCAGUCAUUGUGGAGCGUCCUGCUUCUCAGUUCAGGAAGAACCCGUCAGGAACCUCCACCUUCACUAUGUUACUACCUGAUACUGAAGAGUUCAGCGUCAAGCUCACAGCAGACCAGCUCAGGGAGUAUCGUCAGCAGGCCGCCCUCAGGGAACAACAAGCCGCCCAACAGGGUUAACAGGCCGCCCAAAGGGACCAACAGGCCGUUCAACGAUACCAGAAAACUUAACUGGUCGCCAUCUUGCAGUUCUCACUGUUUCGUGAAUUAUACAAACGGCUGACUACCUCAUAUUAAAAACCAAUAAGUAAUUAUACAGAUUUAAUCACCAGAAAAUUAUCCACUCAGUAAAAUUUAGACAGUGUUUCACUUUUA
Molecule: messenger RNA, 733 nt
Organism: Cherax quadricarinatus
Lineage: Eukaryota; Metazoa; Arthropoda; Malacostraca; Decapoda; Parastacidae
Cellular component (GO): extracellular matrix
Source: RefSeq, a predicted model, not a curated record